AUGAACGCUUCACUUGACUCACCUGCCGCGUCUCGAAUCUCAUCAUAUCGCCAUAGUCCUUUGGAUCAAGAGAAGAAAAGCAUCCGACUCCUGCAAGUCCUACCCGGAGAGUCUGAAGACCCUAUACGAAUAGCUGGGAGUGACGGUGCUUGGCUGUGGGUGGACGCUUUGUGCAUCAACCAAGACAACAUUCUCGAGAGAAAUCAUCAGGUCGGGCAGAUGAAAGACAUAUACCAGGGCGCUGGGCUGGUGAUCACUUGGUUAGGCGCUGCCACCGACGACGAUAGACUGGCGUUCCGCGCGUUGCAAGAAGAUACAAUUGCACCUGGGAGGUGGCCAUGGGACGCAUGGUAUCAGCUCUUUCGCAAGCCCUACUGGAGACGCAUCUGGAUCAUUCAAGAGUUUGUGCUGGGAGAAGAAAACCACUUAUGGUGUGGCAACUUAAGAGCAGACACCGAUGACUUUUGGCGUGCUGGAGAAAACCUCGACGGGAUCCAUAACGUUCGCGAGACACUGGGCUGGAGGUUGCUCAUUUUGAGACGUCUUUGGAGCUCCAACAACCACAGUGAACGCAGAAAGCAAAUGGAUCUACGCAAGCUGUCCACCUCUUUUGCAAUAUCUAAUAGCACCGAUCCGCGUGACUAUGUAUACGGCUUUCUGGGUAUCGCCUACAUUUCAAAUGAGAAGGGGCUUGGUCUCGUACCCGAUUACUCCAAAUCAGCGGCUGAAGUGGCGAUCGAUGUUGUUCGGAUACAUUGCAGAUGGGCACCCGCACUGUUUCCAAUUUCAUCACGCGAAAGGACGGCCCAAACAUUGGCCCAUGAGUUGACCCAAAAGUUGGAAUACGAGAGGUAUCGAAAAGAAUAUGAAUCUGAGGAUAAUGAGAGCAAUGCAGAGAUAAGAGUGGCGAAUUCCCAAGCUGGAGAUUUAAACGCGUCCAGACUCCUAAAGCAACGACAAGCGCUUCGAGAUAUUUUCAGAGGAGAGCGGUUCAAAGGCCACUAUCUAUCUCAACAUACAAUUAGUCGACCAAUCUACCCUCACAAUAAUAUGAACGAUGAAAUUGACCUUCAAGAUGAGCUUGUGCGAGAUCACGACUUCAUUUCCCAUCUCAUGAGGAAGCUCGGGGUUUCACGGUCAACAAUGGCCAGCCUGGUCCUGGAAAAGGCUCCAGAUCUGCGCGCACAUAUGCACAUCAUCGUGGCAAAAGAUUGGAGGGAGCUACAUCUAUGUAGGGAAGGGGGUCACGGUGCCACAACAGAUAUGCUCAUAGGAAUUUUUGGAUUUGAAGCAUGCGUUGAAAUGGAGCUCGUGUCUGGUAGAGCGGAACCCGGAGAUGAGCAAAGACGCUCAGACUUUGAGUCUUGGGCAGACCAAUUUAAGCUGGAGCCGCCCACCCGCGACUCGCCGAAGCAUCUCAAGGUCCCCGACGCCGUGCAGAGAAGAAUCCUCAAUCGCGACUUCGUUAUGAACCAGAUAAUGCAGAAGCAGUAA
Molecule: messenger RNA, 1494 nt
Organism: Parastagonospora nodorum SN15
Lineage: Eukaryota; Fungi; Ascomycota; Dothideomycetes; Pleosporales; Phaeosphaeriaceae
Exons: 3
Coding region: 1-1494 (497 amino acids)
Source: RefSeq, a predicted model, not a curated record